Molecule: messenger RNA, 2583 nt
Organism: Malassezia vespertilionis
Lineage: Eukaryota; Fungi; Basidiomycota; Malasseziomycetes; Malasseziales; Malasseziaceae
Exons: 2
Coding region: 1-2583 (860 amino acids)
Source: RefSeq, a predicted model, not a curated record
AUGGCGAGCCGUAUUGCAGCGCUGAAAGCGCUGUAUGAAAGCAAAGUGCCGGACGCGAGCGACACAUACAUGGAACAGAGUCUUGCGUCGUUUCAGCACGAGAACGCGACGCUGAGUCUUGAUUCGUCCGGCUCGAUGGAGAUGCAUGUUCCCGAAACAGAUCGUGCCACGUCCCUGUUCUCGUCUGUUGAUGAAAGCGUGUCAUCCACAAAGGACGAGCGUAGCACAAGCGCCGAUGCAAUUGUCGCCGAGUCCAGCGCGACCCCACGCAAGCCAAGCAUGCCGCAGGAGAGUGCGACACCCACGGCGAAACGCACAGACACACCGACGCACACGCUCCCCAGCGACGAAGGCUCGUUCUGGGACAUGGAAGAGUCUCUCUCUGCAUCGCUGCGUACAGGGCAUUUUGGGCAGGACCCUGCGGCGGCGCUGGACGACGACGAGGAGGAGCGGCCGGUGGAUCGCUCCGUCUCUGGCGAGUGGGGCGUCCAGGAGAUGAAGCGGCGCACUGCAGCCGGGAUAUCGAUGAAAUCCACACGGGAAAAGAUUGACCAGCUUACCGCCGAGCGCGACGACCUGAAAAUCGAGGUUGAUUUCCACCGGCGCAACAUGAGCCCCGACGAUGUCGGCGCGGAAGUUAUUUCGCUCCGCCAGGAGAAGCUGGGCUACGUGCGCCGCUUGCAGAAACUCAACGAGCUUGUCAAAGGCCAGGACCAAGCCCUCAAAGCGGUGAACAAGCAGGUGAAAGGGUGGGAGCACAAGCUACAGGACUACGAUGCGUUGCAGGAGCAGCUGCACGCCCUGACGUCUGAAAUCGCCGCGCUGCGCGCCCAAGAGCCGAGUGCCGCACUUGCCGAGCUGGAAGCGCGGCACCGUGCGGAGCGCGAGACAUGGGAGGAGCAGCUCGUCGGGCAAACGGACCUGGACCGCGACACGCUCGUCCAAGACUUGCGCGCCGAUUUGCAAGACGCCGAGCGCGAGAUUGUUUUUCUGCGGCGCGGCGCGGCGUCCAGUCCCGCGCUUGACCUCCAGCGCGAAGUCGAUGAGCAGCACGAGUCGAUCGGCGCGUUGCAAGAUGCGCUGGCCGCCGAGCGGCUGCUUGUUGCCGAGAAAGAAGGCGAGGUCGAUCGACUGAAUCGGCUGCACGAGGAAUCCCAAGCUGCGCUUGCCAUGUUGCAGCACCAGGUGCGUGACGAGCUGCACGAGACACAGCGCGGCGCACAGCGCGCACAGCUCGACCUUGCGCACGUCCAGGAAGAGCGCGACCACUUGGCGCUGGCGCUGGAUCGCCACGUGGAACGGCGCCGCGAGCUGGAGGAGCUGAAUGCGCGCCUGAAUGAAAAGCUCGUGCAGGUGGUGACGGACUUGAAAGAGGAGGAAGUUGCGCGCGAGCAGGUGGACACGGACUGGUCGCAGCGCUACGAUACCUCCGAGGCACGCACGCAGCGCACACUGCAUACCAAAAACGAUUUGAUCGAGUCGCUCGAGCAGCAACUCGUCCAGGUGCGAGGCGAGCAGCAGCGCCAGGAGCGCGAGCUGAGCGAAGCGCGGCGAGCACUGCAGGCCAACACAUCGCACGGGCGCGAGCUGGAUGCCGAGCGUGCGGAGCACGCGAAAGAGCAACGCCACGCUGCGCAGCUCGCGCAGGAGCUCGCGACCUUCCAAGCCGAGCUUGCGCGCAAAGACGAGCGCUGUGAAGAUGCCGAAGAGGAAAAUGCGCGCCUUUCUUCCGAAACGGCCCAGCUCGCCAAGGCGCUCCAAGCAGAGACGCGCACGCGAUUAAGCGCACAGGAGCGCUUGGAGCACACCGAAAAAGCGCUCGAGGAGGCGCGGCACGACCUGACGAUUGUCCGAGCCCGCCGCGACGAGCUCGAUGCACGCAAGCCUGCGACGAACGAAGCACAAGCGCGCGCCAAGCUUGCCGAGCGCAAUGCACUCCUCUCGACCGUGUACGACAGUCUUGUGAAAGCGCUGAACGGCACGCCGAGCACACUGGCCGUGGUACGUGCGCCGCAAAACUCACCGCAGCGCAAGCGCGCCGAGGACGACGCGGGCUUUUCUGCCGAUGCACGGCUUGUCGGCACCCACUUUGCGCAGUUCCACGACCGGCUCAAGCAGCAGAUCCGGCACCUUUCCACGAUCCAGACUGGCUUCACCCACCGCGCCAAGUCGCUCGAGCGCGAGCAGCUCGAGCAGCUCACCAACCUCCGGCGCGAGCAAGAGCACCGAUUUGGCCAGAUGGAGAGGGUCGAGCGCUCGAUCAAGGCGGCUGCCGAGAAGCAGGCGCAGUGGCGCAAGCGCAUGCUCGACAACGAGAACGAGCUUGGCACGCUGCAGCGUGCGAACGCAUCGCUGCAGUCGCAGCUCGCACGCCUGCGCGACGGCGCAAGUGUACAAGCACCGUCCGAUUCGCCCGCGCGCUGGUCCGUGCGGCUCCGCGAGCUCGAGUCGCGCGUCCGCGAGGCGGACGAGCGCGUCAAGCGCGAGCGACUCGGCGCCAAGGAACGCGCUGCACGCGACGACGCACGGAUCCGCUACCUGCAGGCACUCCUAAACAGGCUGCACACGCCGCCUGCGCCGUAG